AUGACCCGGAGCCUCUCUGGUCAGAUCCAAGCAAGUUCGGAAUCUCUGGAUUCUGGCCAUAAUGGCCCGAAGAUUGAGUACAAUCAGCCACUGUCAUCACCAUAUGAACAUCCAAUGAUCACACUAUGUAUUGGAGAGAAGAAGUAUGGUGUUUUGGGGUCCCAUAUUCGAAAGUAUCCUCUAUUGGGUCGAGGUUCCCCCCAAGAUACAUACGUCACACUUUCCGAUAUUCAUAGAGACGUCGGCCACACCGUAGUUCAUUUCUUGUACUCGGGUGCUUACGAGACGAUCAAUUCGCCACUUGAUGAAAAUAUAUCCUACAUCGAACGAGAAUAUCGGAGAAGUGUUCUGGUCUACCAUGCGUCUAGGAGGUACAACAUCACCGACCUCGAGAUCCUUGCCAAGAAGUAUAUUGAAAACUUUGACGAAGCGAUCUCUACCUUUGAAAUACUGCGUUCGGCUAGAGAAAUAUUUUCCAAGCUUCCUGACGACGAAGUCUGGCUUCCAGGCUACGUGAAAAAAGUCUUGCAGCGCUCAUUUGUGACAGGCAAUUCACGGUUCAAUACUAAGGAUCUGUCCGGAAUUUUGCAAGAAGAUUGGGACCCUUUUAGUAGAGCAAUUAUGCUAUCAGUGAUCGACAUUUUAUCAUCGCAUAUUCAAUGCUUGGAAAAGGGGACCAGAUCUCAAGCUCAUGUUGCAUCAGGAGUUUCUAAGCACGAGCUAACCUCUACUGAACAUCCGGUGGUGGUUGAUCAAUGGUCUAUUGCUUCUGAAGAGCUCCCAACUCCCGAAGAGUGCGCUGCUCCCGAAGAGUGCGCUGCUGCCGAAGAGUGCGCUGCUCCCGAAGAGUGCGCUGCUGCCGAAGAGUGCGCUGCUCCCGAAGAGUGCGCUGCUGCCGAAGAGUGCGCUGCUCCCGAAGAGUGCGCUGCUCCCGAAGAGUGUGCUGCCCCCGAAGAGUAUCCUGUCCCUGAAGAGUGUCCUGCUGAGUGGCAUGUUGGACCAAACGAGCCAGAUGCUGCGGCUGCUGGUCAGGCCGAUACCAAAGACAGCCUGGCUAAGAUCUUGCUGCCGGAUGUGGCUCUAUAUCACGAUUGGGAAACUCUGUCAUCGGUAAAGAGGAGCAAAAGGAUCAAAAGACUGAAGAAGAAAGGUCUACCGAUCCCAAACGCGAACGGCGUUAUUUCAAUUUCGUUGUUAUAA
Penicillium diatomitis is the source of this 1200-nucleotide messenger RNA. RefSeq lists its product as uncharacterized. The transcript is spliced from 2 exons. The coding region runs from base 1 to 1200 and encodes 399 amino acids. The record is from RefSeq and is a predicted model, not a curated record. Lineage: Eukaryota; Fungi; Ascomycota; Eurotiomycetes; Eurotiales; Aspergillaceae.